UGUUCAACAGUCCAAAAGUAGUCAAAUAACGUGCAAACACCUAUAUUAAAACGCGCAUCACACGGUAAGACACAUAUUUACAAUGAUAUAAACACCUUUUUCUCACUUCUGCAAACUGUCGCAGGUGGAAGCCGUUCUGGCAUGACGACAUAGGAUGUAUGCAUAGCAUAAGCACCGGUGAUUAGUGACGAACACAGAAGCAUGACGGAGAAUCAAUAAGAUCAAUAACAUACAUUUAGAAAAUAGAUAGGGUGAAUUUACAUUUGAUGCCAACUUUAAGUCAUCAUCCAUUUAACAUUUCUGUCUUCUCUCACCUCUAGUUUGUCUAUCACUCCAUCCAUCUCCAGAAAUGACAUCAUCAUCCCUGUUGGAAUGUUUGUGUCACCCUUCUUCAAUUCCUCAUAUCCCAGGGCACUGAAUUAUGGCACACUGGGAUCUCUGAUGGCUAAAGAUCUUCUUCACCUUCUGCUCCCUGAUAUCCACACACAGGCCAACAAUCCAGAGUCAGAGAGCAUGAGCAUAUGGUCUCAUUAUCUGAGUGUGACCAAGGAUCCAGGACGGGUCGACACAUUCUCUCUUUCCUGCUCUGAACAGCAGGAGAUUUGGGUGCAGUACUCUGCUGUACAAGUGGCACUGGAUGCUUAUAAGAAGAGUUUCACAAGGCAUCCAGAAGACUCAUCUCUAUCAGGCCUCUCUUACAUGCACCUUUUCCUCUCCUCCUUUACUAAGGUAACGUGUGACAUUGACUCGUACCGUGAGUUCAUGCCCUUUGAACCUUCCUUCCUGGUGACAGUCCUGUGUUCAAACUCACACUUCUGCCCCAAACCACUGACCUGUGUGAAUAAAUCUCAGAGUUAUCCUCGUGAGAUGCAUCAGAGUCGAACGCUGCACUGAAUCUGAGAGGAACUCUUUUCCGCUGAGACCUGUUGGAGCUAGUUUAUGACUAUUGAACCAUUGGAGCUGCUCGCUGUUUAGUAGAAAAAAGGAGAAGGUCAUUCCAGAGAUCAUAAAACUUCUUAUAUUCACAUAGGCUUAAUACAUUUAAGCUAUAUUAUCACAUUUGAUAACUCAUGUACAGUAUGACGAAC
Cyprinus carpio (common carp) is the source of this 1088-nucleotide messenger RNA. RefSeq names its product kell blood group glycoprotein-like. The coding region runs from base 373 to 894 and encodes 173 amino acids. The record is from RefSeq and is a predicted model, not a curated record. Gene Ontology annotation, cellular component: plasma membrane. Lineage: Eukaryota; Metazoa; Chordata; Actinopteri; Cypriniformes; Cyprinidae. Gene Ontology annotation, biological process: protein processing. Gene Ontology annotation, molecular function: metalloendopeptidase activity. The transcript is spliced from 5 exons.